AAAUUUCACUCACUUAGAUGGAUGCCCACUUGCCCACCAACUCUAACAAAAAAUGAGUUAAUGGGUCAUAGAUUAUAAAAACUUUUGACCCAUCUUCUCACUCGUUUUGCAAGAGGCUUUUUUGAGUUUUUUUUCAGUCACACCUGCAAUUUCUUAAAUCUUUAUAACCUCACUAUUCAAGCUCUUCCAUUUCUUUUAUGGCUCUUCUUCCAUCAUAUUCUUGUUCUUCUUCUUCUUCCAAAGGAGGGAAAUACGAUGUAUUUCUUAGUUUCAGAGGCGAGGACACCCGCAAAAGAUUUACAAAUCAUCUAUAUACAACUUUGAAACAAAAAGGCAUAUCCACUUUUAAGGACGAUGAAAAACUUAAGCGAGGAACAUCAAUUACCCCAGAACUCUUGAAAGCAAUAGAAGAAUCAAGGUUUGCUAUGAUUAUUUUAUCAUGGGACUACGCUUCUUCAAAGUGGUGCUUGAUUGUACUAACAAAGAUCGUUGAGUGCAUGAAAAAGACCGGAUUGGUAGUUCUACCUGUUUUUCACUAUGUAGAUCCUAGUGAUGUGCGAAAUCAUAGGGGGACUUUUGCAGAAGCCUUUGAUAAACACGAAGAGAGUUUCAAGGAUAACAUGAGAAAUAUAGAAACGUGGAAAGCUGCUCUAACAAAAGUUGCCGAUCUUGCUGGAUGGGAUUUAAAGGAUAAGUAUGAAUCAAAAGUUAUCCAAGAAAUCAUUGGAAGGAUAUGCACUGAGUUGUAUCAUAAAUUCUCAAGUGUUUAUGAGGACCUUGUUGGAAUGGACUCAUGUGUGGAGGAAAUGUUGGGUUCAUACUUAGGUGAAGGGUUGGGUGAUGUUCGCUUUGUUGGGAUAUGCGGGAUGGGUGGAAUGGGCAAAACAACUCUUGCACAAGAAAUUUAUAGAAGAAUUUCAGGAAACUUUGAAGCUAGUAGCUUUAUUGCUAAUAUUAGAGAAGAAACUAAAAAUCAAGGUCUAGUUUCUUUACAAAAACAACUUCUUUCUAAGAUCCUCAUGGAAAGUGAAAUAAGAAUAUGGAAUGUUUAUGAGGGAAUCGAUGUUAUAAGGAAUACACUACAUAAUAAAAAGGUUUUUAUUGUUCUUGAUGAUGUGGAUGGAGAACAACAAUUAUGAGCAUUAACAGGGAAACAUGAUUGGUUUGGUGCGCGGAGUAGAAUCAUUGUAACAAGCAGAGAUAGCCAAAUAUUAAUAAGUUGUGGUGUGAAAGAUAUAUAUACAUCCAAGGGGUUGAGUGACAAUGAUGCUUUGAAGCUUUUUAGUUGGAAAGCUUUCCAUAAACCUCAUCCUGAAGAAAAUUUUGUAACUUUAUCUAAGGACUUUGUGAAUUAUGCUAAAGGCCUUCCUUUAGCUCUUAAAGUUUUAGGUUCUUUGUUGUUUGAUAAAACAAUGGAUGAAUGGAAAAGUGCCCUAAAUAAUCUGAAAUUAGAAUUUGAUGAAAAUAUUAUGGUUCUGCUUCAAAUAAGUUUUGAUGGGCUUACAAAUACGCAGAAAGGAUUGU
Messenger RNA from Quercus lobata, 1524 nucleotides. Its product is annotated as toll/interleukin-1 receptor-like protein. Gene Ontology annotation, molecular function: ADP binding. The transcript has 2 exons. Lineage: Eukaryota; Viridiplantae; Streptophyta; Magnoliopsida; Fagales; Fagaceae. The record is from RefSeq and is a predicted model, not a curated record. Gene Ontology annotation, biological process: defense response; signal transduction. Bases 198 to 1139 code for a protein of 313 amino acids.